Salvia splendens (bonfire salvia) is the source of this 1348-nucleotide messenger RNA. RefSeq lists its product as uncharacterized. Gene Ontology annotation, molecular function: phosphoric diester hydrolase activity. Gene Ontology annotation, biological process: lipid metabolic process. The transcript has a single exon. NCBI's taxonomy places the organism in Eukaryota, Viridiplantae, Streptophyta, Magnoliopsida, Lamiales, Lamiaceae. The record is from RefSeq and is a predicted model, not a curated record. Bases 382 to 1338 code for a protein of 318 amino acids.
AUCUCGUGCCAAAAAUAAAUGCAUCUAUAUAGAGGACGGAGGGAGUAUAUUUUUACAACGGCCGAUCAUAACUAGGAUCACUUCACUUGUCAUAUAAAAUAAUGACGGAAAAACCAACCUUAAUAAAAAAAAUGUAGAUUUGCUAGUUUGACAACGAAAUGAAUCUACUUCUCAUGAUCAAGGUUCAAGAGAGAGAUUUUUCAGUUAACUCCACACUACUGUUAAAUUCAUGAUCAAGAGAGCAGCAGUCUCAUUUAGAUACUGAAUUUCCCCAACAUUCUCACUCUCAGAAUUCAUAAACAAGAUAGAGAAAGCAAUCAAUCAAAUAGAAUUCCGGAUAAAGCUCUGCUCCCAUCCUCAUCCUCAUCCUCAUCCUCAUCCAUGGGAGCCCUAAUAUCCAAACAAAUCCAACGCUACAAAGACGUCAAAACGGAGAAGAAAGCCCUCGCCGACCUCAAACAGAGCUGCGGCUGCGAUUUCCCCGGCUGCGACUACCGCCCUCCCGACCGGAAAAACUGGAUGUCUGCCCUCAAUCCAGAUAAGCUCCGCAUCAACCAGAUCGUCUGGCCAGGCACGCACGACUCAGCCACCAACAAAAUCGGCAUCCCUCUCAUCACCCGCCCCUUCGCCCAGUGCCAAACCCUCUCCAUCUACGACCAGCUCUCCGCCGGCGCCCGCGCACUCGACAUCCGCGUCCAGGAGGACCGCCGCAUCUGCCACGGCAUCCUCCUCACCUACUCCAUCGACGUCGUCAUCGCCGACGUCAGAAAAUUCCUCCACGAAACACAAUCGGAAAUCCUAAUUUUAGAAAUCCGCACCGAAUUCGGCCACGCCGAUCCGCCGGAUUUCGAUCAGUAUCUCAGGGAUCAGCUCGGCGAUUACCUGAUCCGCCACGACGAUCGCGUUUUCGAGAGGACGAUCGCGGAUCUACUGCCACGGCGGGUGAUCUGCGUGUGGAAUCCGCGGGAGGCAGCGGCCCCGGCGGCGGGGGAUCCGCUGUGGAACGGCGGUUACUUGAAGGACAACUGGAUCAACACGGACAAGCCGUGGACGAAAUUCGAGAGCAAUUUGAAAAAAUUGGGGGAACAGCCGGCGGCGGCGGGGAGGAGGUAUUUCUACCGAGUGGAGAAUACGGUGACGCCGCAAGCGGAUAACCCGAUCGUGUGGGUGAAGGUGGUGACGAGCCGGAUCCGACCCUACGCGAGGACGUUUAUUGCGCAGUGUUUUGCGCGGGGAAUUUCGGAUCGUUUGCAGAUAUUUUCCACGGAUUUUAUUGAUUGGGAUUUUGUGGAUGCAUGUGUUGGUUUGACAUCCGCCCGGUUUGAGGGCAAGGCUUGACGGAUCGCCU